Molecule: messenger RNA, 2347 nt
Organism: Diorhabda carinulata
Lineage: Eukaryota; Metazoa; Arthropoda; Insecta; Coleoptera; Chrysomelidae
Exons: 4
Coding region: 338-1525 (395 amino acids)
Biological process (GO): positive regulation of DNA-templated transcription
Cellular component (GO): nuclear body
Source: RefSeq, a predicted model, not a curated record
AUACGUCACGAAUUUUGGCAUAAAUCGAAUUCCCCUUUUUACGUACUUCUCGUCCAAUAUAUAUCCCUGUAUACUUAAGUGUGUCGUAUAUUUGCGCGUGUGCAAACACAUUGAUCACCGAUUCAGUAGGGUAGUUCAGCACCCCUUGCCAAGCUACACCGAUUUAGUCUAGCUAUCACUAACGGUGGUCAGUAUACUUAGGGCUUUUAAAAAGUAAAUACACGAAAAGAAAAAAAAAAAAAGAAAACAUCGAGAAACCGUUAGUGACAGGCAAAAAAUAUAUCGAUAGAGGUUAAGUAGUGGUUAAAGACGGGCGGGAAACACUGUUUUUGACCAAAUGGACCAAGCCCCAUUGCGCGUCUUGCAAAAGAAACGAACGACAAAUUUUCGUGAGGACGAAACAAAACUAUUAAUACAACUAUGGGGCAGUCCGCAAAUUCAAAAUAAAUUGUACCUCACACACCGAAAAGCACCAGUUAUGAGGCUAUUGGCAGCAAAUAUGCAACAUCGUGGUUUUUAUAGAACCCCAGACGAAAUCAAGACACGGUUAAGAAAUCUCAAAUGUCUCUAUCAUCGAAUUAAACGGUCCCUGCAGACAGGCGCCGGAAGGGGCACCGUCGAUCCAGAUUGGCCCCACUACAAAGCCAUGGACGAUAUAUUAAGUAGAAAACACCCCAACAGACCUUUGGAUAUAUAUAAAGAUGGUAAUAUAUUCGAAGGUCCCAGAUGUGAGGAUAUUAAACAAGAAAUUAUCGACGAAGAACUCGAUAUCAAUGACGAAAUGGAAUCUUAUAGUACCAACAGUCAAGUCGGAUCGGAAGCGGAUGCUGAAUUUGAAGAUGAAGCUCACCAUAUGCCAUCUCUGACGCCUGCUCCAUCGGCAACUCCCACAACGCCUGACAAACACAAAGAAGAAGAGCCUAUUAAAAUAGCGCCGAAACCGCAAAUAAAUCAAACUAAAAUCACUGGUGUUAAUCAGGCGAAUAUACAAAUACCAAUCACGACACCGAUCAAAUCGAAUGUACCAGGAGCGCCGUCUAUACCGUUUCCUCUAUUGAUUUUAAACGGAUUACCGAAUCAGAAUCAUCAGAUCAAUCAGUUGAAGAAAGACGAAAAUAAUACAAAUAAACAAGAUGAUGUCCCUAGUCUCAUCAAAGGCCUUAUCGAAGUACAAAAAGAGAAUUUGGAAGUUCAGAAACAACGUCUUGAAGUAGACAAACAAAAAUUAGACUUUCAACGUCUUAUUGGAUCGCAAUUACUCGCUUUACUUCCAAUUUUCGGAGGUAUAAUUCACAAAUUGACAUCCCCAAAUAAUAACGAAGAAGAUAGCGGCGAUGCGGAAGAUAAAUUAUUUAAAAACGGUAAAAAACGACCUCAUCCCGAUAGUAGCGUCGAUAUACUUAAAGACAGUAAAAUACUGAGGAACGUUUUAGAAGAAGGUAUCAAGAAAUACAUGUUAGGUGAUAGUAAUAACGAUAAAAACGAUAGUGCUGUUAAAAUCGAAGCAGAUAGUGAAGAUAAGUAGUUUUUUUUGUUUGUUUUGUGAUACAUGAUACAUUUCGAAAUGUCUGAAAUUUUACUGGUUAGAAACUACACGCUAACGUAAGUAUUUUUUAUAACAAUUUUAUACAUUUCAACAGAUAAAACUAAUAUUAAGAGUAUUCCUAGUACAUUUUUUUUAAUUUCGAAAAUUCAAAACUUAAAUUUGUUAGAUUUUGUUGUUUAAUACUUUUUGAAAGUUUUUUUUUUCUGUUUUUGAUUGAUAAAAUCGAAGAUUUAACUUUUAGUAUAAGACGAGAAUAGCAAUUAACAGUUUUAACACGUUCACUGACGACAAGUUUUAAAUUACGCACAUUUUGACUUUUGUGGAAUAAAAUGAUAUUUUAUCGCAUUUUGUCAUUCAUUUUUUUAUAUAUACAGGGUCCAUUUUCGACAAUUAUCUUUUAUUAUAAUCGUUUUGUUAAACAAUUUUGUUUUCCCUUCAUAUUUUAAUCGGUGAGAGAAAAUUUCACAUUUUAUUAUUGAAGUAUUUUAAUUUUUAAGCCUUUUUCCUUUUUUUUGUUGGCAAAAACUGAUGUGUGCGCAAUAUGCAAGAAAGGUAAAACAGUGACUUGUUUUUUUUUUUAAAAUUUCAGACAUUUUAUUAAAUUUUUACACAUUCCGAAUCGAUUAAUUCCCAACCAAAUGUGAUUAUUUUAAUUUAAGAAUUAUUUAUUUCUUUAUUUAUUUGUAGAAUAAAUUGCUAAUUUAUUAUUUUUUUGUACAAAAAAUAUUUUUGUUUUUACUGUUUAUGUACAACGUAUUUGUUUUGAUUUGAAGUAAUUAAACUUAUAAAAAUUGUUAAAAA